AGCUAAAUGCUCGCUGGCGCCUUUCGCUCGCAGUGGAAGCGACGAGCGCGGUUCAAUGUUUCUCCAAGGAGCGCAGCACUCAGAGCUUCUCCACCGGCCGAGACGCACCGAUUUUGCCUGAGCUGAGCGCUUUUCCCCGGGAGCAAGGAGGCGUCGGAGGGCACCCGUAGCACCAGCCAGCCCCCGAGACGAUGAUCAGCACGGCGGAGUGCGCGGUGGACGCGCAGAGCCUCAUCUCCAUCUCGCUGCGGAAGAUCCACAACUCGCGGACGCAGCGCGGUGGCAUCAAGCUGCACAAGAACCUGCUGGUGUCGUACGUGCUGAGGAACGCGCGGCAGGUCUACAUGAACGAGAAGUACGCCGAGAUCUACAGGAUGCAGCAGUACGAGGAGGUGAUGACCGUAUGCAACGAGAUCCAGGAGCUCGACCCGCUCGACGUGGUGGCCGGCGGCGCAGCCGCGGACGAGUGCGAGGACGCGGGAGUCGCCGAGCAGCAGCAGUGCUGCGCGGGCGGCAUGGCCGGCGGGCAGGCGAGCCUGUGCGGAGCGCAGCCGUGCUCGUUACCCUCCGCGCCCGAGGAGGCGUGCAAAACCUCCGAGACGCUGUUCUACCGGAGCUGCUGCGCGGAGCCCUACCCGCCGCCUCCCCCGUCGCCGUGCGACUUCUCCCCGGCGCACUGCAAUAAGACCACCGUGCUGGACCUGGACACUCACGUAGUCACCACGGUGGAGAACGGCUGCCUGCACCAGGACUGCUGCUGUACGCCGCUGCAGCCGUGCAGCAGCCCGUCGUCCAAAAAGCGCAAAGUGUCGGACUACAGCGGCUGCGGCUACUACGCGCCCGAGCUGGAGGACGUCUCGGUGGAUCCCGCGCCGUGCAAGCGAGCCAAGCUGGAGGACUGCUGCUCGGACUGUUUAGUAGACUUAGACACGGCGAACAUCUCCAACCUGAUCUCCAUAUUCGGCUCGGGCUUCUCGGGACUCGUGAGCAGACAGGCGGACUUUGAGCAGGCGUUUAACGGACAGUUCUGCAGCAAGCAGGCGCUGGCGAGUUUAGGCGCCUGGACAAGAGCCAUCGUAGCUUUUUGACCCCGCGUGUGGUGGUGAAUGAACUGAAAGAUAGAGAGAGAGAGAAGACAAGCAUGGACUCGAGAAACAAACGCUUUAUGAAAUUGUACAAAAGUCUAAAGACACAAAUCGACUUUAUUUUUGCAGCGAGAUGUUAUUUAAACGUGUGUUUUUUCUUUCUUUUCUUUUCUGAAGUUACGUUAGUUUCGUUUCAAUGAUGGGGAGAGAGGGAGGAGUAGCUAGUUAGCUAGCUAACUACUAGCCCAAGUUAGUUAGCUAACUAGUUAGCUAGCUAACUAACCGCUAGCUAGGUUAAUUAGUUAUCUAGCUACCCAUGUUACCUAGCAACCACUCGGGUUGGGACGUGUCCUAUUUUAAAAACAAAUGGUUAAACUUUACAGAAAUAGCUUAACAAAUCCUAACGAAGUUGAAUUUCGUUGCCUUAAAGCCCCCUCACAGAAGACCAGAGCGAACUGCUAGCUAGCGCUAGCUCUCAAUAUCAUGAAAACAGCCUGAAUGUGCUUUGCUAGCGGAUUGUUUAUUUCUGCUUUCCCUCUUUUCCCUGCUUUUUUCGGUUGAUCUUCUCACAAGAAACUUCUCUCAACGAUGUCUUGUAAAGUAAAUUGCUUACAUUACCCAUUGUAAUGUUUGAAACAAUCCAAGUAACUACGUCCUCCUCAGUCAGUAGUUCAAUAAUACGUUUAGGGUGGUGUGUAAGUUAGGUUAAGAUACUACUACUUUCACUAGGCUAACCAGACUGAUGUUAGUUUAGUUAGGUUAGCUAGCCUAGUUUCUGAACAGGCUUCACAGCAGCUCCAGCAGAGGACUGGCAUAUAUCCCUGACUACAUCUCUUAACCUAGCUAAUAAUAUCAAACAGCAAGGCAAUCGAUCGAGUAGGCUAAUGAAGGUGCAAUAUUUUCUGUCCGCUUUCUGUUUCUUGUCUCCUCUGUAUUUUUUCUAAAGUGGCCUGGUGCGUUUUGUUGACUGCACUGACUUUUUAUUUACAGCACCAGUUUCCUCCCCACUUGUGUUUGUAGUCCACCUAUGCCAGUCACCUCAUCCCACUGAACGCCGGGGGCCAUCAAUUAACACUACAACUCCCAGAAUGCACGAGUAACGACGACGCAAUUUAAUCAGCCAGGUGUUUGUUUUUGGGUUAAUUAUUGUUAUUUUUGUUUUAUUUUUUCGUUGUUGACUGUUUGGUCUCCAUCCAGAGCGUCAACAUCACUUCCCUCCCUUUUCCUCUUUAAAAACAACAAAAAAAGUUGAUUAAGCCUUCACAGUAAUUCAUGAUGCCAGCAUUUGCUUGGUUUUGUGGGUUUGAUUUUAUUUUCUACGAAUGUUAGACCUUUUGUUCUAAAAAGGCAAUCUCAUAAGUUAGCCAUAAGUCCUCACAUUAUAUAAGCACUAUGUGUACUGAAUUAAAGACGUUUUCAGACGUACUCUCCAUAUUUUGUUGGUAUUCUUGUAUUUUUGUGCAUAUUAAAUUGUAUAUCACCGGGUAAAACUGUUUUAGAAAGUAUUUGUUUAAAAUUUAUAACCUUAAUAAAAAAUCAAAUUCA
This is a messenger RNA of Astyanax mexicanus (Mexican tetra), 2630 nucleotides long. It is a transcript of the gene ier5l, whose product is annotated as immediate early response 5-like. The record is from RefSeq and is a predicted model, not a curated record. NCBI's taxonomy places the organism in Eukaryota, Metazoa, Chordata, Actinopteri, Characiformes, Acestrorhamphidae. The transcript has a single exon. The coding region runs from base 192 to 1088 and encodes 298 amino acids.